This is a messenger RNA of Capsella rubella, 2600 nucleotides long. RefSeq lists its product as uncharacterized. The coding region runs from base 84 to 2363 and encodes 759 amino acids. The transcript has a single exon. The record is from RefSeq and is a predicted model, not a curated record. Gene Ontology annotation, biological process: meristem maintenance; meristem development. NCBI's taxonomy places the organism in Eukaryota, Viridiplantae, Streptophyta, Magnoliopsida, Brassicales, Brassicaceae.
CUUUCAACACUCUCUCACAUUCUCCGUUUAUUUAACUUUCAAAAUCCCUAACUUUGCUUCUUCUUCUCCAACGUCUUCAAGAGAUGAAGAACCCAUCAUCAUCGUCAUCAUCACCCACUAAAAUUGAGAAUCUUCUCAUUGAAGAGAGAGAAGAAGCCAUGGUCUCUGAGAAAGGCCGUUGCUUUAGAAAAACCCAUUUCCUUAAACCCUUUGUUUCCUCCAUCCAUGGCGCCUCUGUUGUCGAGCUUCCUCUUGGUGAUCAGCGUCUCUCUGUUUCUCCUACGGAGCUUAAGAGCUUGCCUUCUCGGGUUUGCUUCACUGGGUUUUGGUCUGCAGAGCCUCAUUUCGUAUCUUGGCUUGAAAAAAUGGAAGCUUUACACGCACCUACCUGGAGAAAAGCUCGGAUUUAUGAAGCAAUCAAGGCAUCCACUUACAAUAUCAGUAAAAACCCGUCUUUGGUUCUCUCCAUUGCUAAGAAAUGGUGUCCUGAAACCAAAACUUUUGUCUUUCCUUGGGGUGAAGCAACGAUUACGUUAGAGGAUGUAAUGGUGCUUUUAGGGUUUUCUGUUUUGGGAUCUCCGAUCUUUGCCCCUUUAGAAAGCUCGGAGAUGAGAGAUUCUGUUGAGAAACUGAAGAAAGUUAGACGAGAGAAUCUAAAUACGAAUAACCGUGUGAGUGAAGGAUCAUGGAUUUCUAGCUUCUUAGGUAGAGGUGAUCAACUUGAGCAUGAAGCUUUUCUUGCAUUGUGGCUUUCCCUUUUCGUUUUUCCAGAUAAGUUUCGUCGUUCUGUCUCUAGAAAGAAUCUCCCAGUUGCUGUUCGUUUAGCUAGAGGUGAAAGGAUUGCUCUUGCUCCUACUGUUCUAGCAAUACUAUACAAAGAUUUGGGGGAAAUUUCGAGAGAUAAGUCCACUAAAAAACUUUAUUUCAAGUCUCUGUUUAAGUUAGUUCAAGUUUGGACAUGGGAGAGAUUCAAGAACUUGAGACCAGAAGCUAAAGAGAUACCUAUAGGAGAGCCAAGGAUUUCUCAGUGGCAUGGUCUGCAACAGAAAACUAAGGAUGUGAGACUGUUUUUUGAUGAUUUUGAGUGGCGUCCUUAUACAAAAGCGUUGAAUAAUUGGAAUCCUCUUCGGUUUUAUGUUGAAGAAUAUAUGUGGGUGACUGUUGAUGACAAACUUGAAGAGGAGUUUGUUUCCUUUGCUCGUUGUGUGAGGAAUUCUAAGCUUGUUGGGAUUGGUUUUGUAGAGGAUUACUAUCCUAAUCGUGUUGCAAUGCAAUUCGGGCUGGCUCAAGAUCUUCCUGGUUUGGUUACUUAUCACAGAAACGUCACUAAAAAGGAUGCAUGGGAUGAUUACAACAAGUCUCUUGAUGGUUUAAAGUUGUACAUGCCUUCUCGUCUCUCUACAACUUCUGUUACUGUGAGAUACCAAGACUGGUGGCUGAAAUCAGUUUCAGGGUCUCUUAUUUCCUCAGAUUCAACUGAAACUUUUAAUUUAAGUAAUACAAUUGAUGAUGAUGAUGAUAAUGUAUCUCAUAAGGUACUUCCAUUGAGUCAAGUGCUUCAGAAGCUGGGAAUGGGGUUUCCUGCAAAUCUCAGAAGAUGUAGGAUGCGUAUAAAAGCUAAGCAUCGAAGGUGUAAGAUAGAGGAGGACAAGAUUGGUGAUGGUUAUGGUGAUGAAUCAGCUUCAACAGAACUGCCACUUAGUCGUUUGUUUCAGAAGGAGUUAGGGAAGAAGAAAAUUGAGCAUUUGGGAAACAAGAGAUGCAAGCGAGAUCGUGCUGAUGAUGUGAAGUCUAAUGAUAACAUUACUAUUGCUCAGAGUAUCAUUAAAUCUGGAGAAAAAAUUGGAGGAAAUACUUUUGGAAAAAGAAGUAAACUUGAGGAGGAUGACAGCGAUUCAAGGAUUUAUGAGAAGCUUGCUUUUGGUGAUAAUGAAACUAUACCACCACCAGAAAUAGAGCAAAGGGAUGAAAAGGCUUAUGAAACUGGAAGCAAAUCUGGGAAGAAUUUGAUUCUCAGCUCAUUUGAUGGUACGUCUUCUUCAGAUCCUCCUGAUGAGUCUAACAUUAACAUUGUUGUAGGGGAUGGAAGGGAGGGACAAAACAGUUUGUUUCAUGAUAAUGCCCUUAGAAGUGAAGAAACUAUGAAAUCCAAUGAGGAUUUUGAAAAGAGAAAUGAUGGUUUAGGUGAGGGUAAUGGUGGUAAUGAGUCCUACGACAAGAGAUUCCACAAGCUAAAGGUGUUGGCAGCAUCGAUAGAAGAGCGUAUUAUUAAGGCACAAAAAGACUUGGCAUCGUUGAUAGAAGAGAGAGCUUUAAAACAGAGAAAAAUAACAUCAGCUCAUUUUCAUGCAAGUAGACUAUAAAGACCAAGCUCAUGGCACCAGUGUGGUCUUUUGACUUCAUUAUCUUUUGAAGACUAUCUUGAUGUAAGUAUUUUAACGGCAUCUUUUGAAGACUAUCUGAAGACUAUCCUGAUGUAAGUAUUUCAACUGUAUCUUAAGAAGACUAUCUUGAUGUAAGUAUUUCAACUGUAUCUUUUGAAGACUAUCUUGAUGUAUGUAUUUCAACUGGAUAUUUUGAACUGAUCAGUUAUGAGCCAA